This is a messenger RNA of Paraglomus occultum, 1632 nucleotides long. The record is from the annotation of a GenBank genome assembly. NCBI's taxonomy places the organism in Eukaryota, Fungi, Glomeromycota, Glomeromycetes, Paraglomerales, Paraglomeraceae.
AUGCUUGCCAAAAUUUUCUUUAACCUAUUUACCGGCUACGACGACAGUGAAAAUAAUAAAUUCGUCAACAACGUGUCAAUUAGCAAAUGUCCAUUUGCUAACACUCCAUCAUAUCGUGCCAAACGAAACUCAACUGAUUACCACAAACAAAAUACUUCCUCGCUCGAAUAUACGCCGUGUUUUACGUCUUACAUAUUUCCAAACGCAAACUUAUCAUUGCUAAAUGCCAAAUUUAAAGAAUCGUCCAGCACGUUGCCGCCUCCUUCCUCCACGCGUCCGACUCCAUACACAUAUCCCCGCGACAGCUUGAACAAUCUUUUCAAAAACUCAAACAACUCGUGGCCUCCAAAGAGUUCUCCUUCAACUGUACCAUAUCCGCUCUCAUUAUACAUUCAACUUUGUGAUGAAAUACCGUCACGCAUGUCUUCGGAUGCAUAUACUCAUGUUGAAUUUAUGGCAUGGAUGAUCGAAUAUUUGUCUAAAAAUAUAUUGCAUUUGAUGACAGAUAUUAUGAGCAAAAUCGAAACAUUACAACCGGGUGAUGGACAUUAUGAAGCUAUGUUAAGCUGUCUAAGCGUCUGUCUUCUUUCAUACCGUUGGGGUCCUCUUCCUAAUGGUUCUUCCACUGCCUGCGUCUCGUCGCUGCAGCUCCCAAGUGAGCUAACUAUUCCAUUUACACGAUUGACAUCUCGAAUAGGAUUACCGCCUUGUCCUACAUUGUAUUCGACGAUACUUUGUAAUUGGAGCGAGUCCACUACACUCAAUAUCGAUGGUGAAGACAUUACCUGGCCACUUGAUACGAGGUUUACAUUUAGCAUGAGAGAUGACAGCGACAUUGGAUCAACCACAGAGAGGGGAUUUUAUCUCAGCGUUAUUAGAAUGGAGAGCAUGGCAAAACGGUUGUAUGAGCGUGCUGCUACGUUGGUUGAACUAGUGAACGGAUACGAGGAAACUCAAUCAAAGUCAAUGAGCGAUACUACAAAGGACAGCGUAGAAACAAAAGAUCAAAAAAUAAUUGAAGCAAUGAUUCGAUUGCGCCAUUCUGCUACACACGUCUUUCGAGUAUUCUACAGCAUGACCGCGAAAAAAACUCAAUCGUCUCACGGUUGCCCAUUUGCCGCUCCAUUUGCAAUGUCUGUAUCCGCAUGGUCGACACACGCACAGACACCAACGGGUUGGGAAUUAUCGGGUUUCAAGGGCAUUUCUGGAUCUCAAGCGCUAAUUAUUCCCGUGCUGGACACUGUUCUCUCGUGUGUUGGUACGUCACCUGCAUAUCUAGAUGCGAUUGAUUCGUAUGAACAUUACACAACACAAGCCAUGCGCGAUUUUGUUAAUUCCAUCAAGAACGUUCCGAUAUCUCUUCGUGAAUACGUGAUAAAGUCAAAAUCAGUCACACUUAAAAGAGAGUACAAUCAGUUGGUUAGUUCUUUGGCUUUGUUUAGAAUGGGGCAUAGGGCCAUUGGGAGAAAGUAUCUUGGAGGAGGAGAGAGUAACGUGGAGGCAGAGAAAACUGCAGGUGAAUUGGUUAACAAAUUAAGAAAGGAUGGUGAAGGAACGGUUGAUACGUUCUCUCGGGCAAUGACGGAAAGAAUAUUGGAGACAAAAAAAUUGCUUGUGGAAGAAAUGCCUUAG